AUGGCCUCUCGGAAGUGCGUGGGAUUGGUCGGGUGCCGAAUAUGUGACCUCUUUUUGGCCAAUGAAACGUGUAGAUUCAAAAUAGCAAUCUUGCACCAUGAAACGGAAAGCACCGUUUUUGGCCCAAGCAGCGGGGUCGAGCAUGGACACGCUGGUCGACCUCGUCGAGAGGAUAUGGGCAGCGGUCCUCGCCGUCUGCUGCUACCUCCCGCCGGAAGAGGUCCCGAUGCUCGACGCGACGCCCCAGCCCCUCGCCCGGCGACUGGACUGUCCGCGCCUCGUCAUGAUGGUCGACGACCACCCGCUUCGCGUCAACACGGGCGAUGGCGUCACGGGCGUGGACCACGUCCGGCACGUGCUCGAGAGCCUACACGCAGGCGUCGGUGCCGACGAAGUCGCCGUGACCCGCGACGGCGGCCAGUGGCUUGCGACCGUGCGAGCGACGCUCGAUGCGUUCGUGUCCCAGGGUGACGAUGGCUCCGGUCACCGCGCCGUCUGCGAGCGCGUGUACACGUCGCUUCGACGCCGCCUCAAGGCCCGCGACAUUGCGCUCCGCGGUCUCUGGCGCGUUUGGCUCGAGAAGGAGUUCCGAUGCCUCUUUGCGGGCCUUCGCCUCAAGCACGCAAGCGCCAAAAAGUGCUUGGUGCUCGACCUCGACCGGACUCUGUGGUUCCGCUCGUUCGAGCCGAUCCCGAACGCCGACUUUGUCGCUGUUUUGCGCAUGACGUAUUCCAAGCUGCAAACCACCAUCUACGUCUCGCUCCGGCCGGGCGUCCACUACUUGCUCCAGACGCUCGCUAUUUACUACGACCUCGUCGUCUUUACCGCGAGCGACAAGAAGUUUACGGACCUUCUCAUUGAUGAAAUGGACACAAAAGCUAACAUUCAAUACCGCCUGUACCGAGACGCGUGCUCGCUGCACGAAGAGGUGGGUACUUUGAUUUCAUAUCUGCAAGCUCCGACUCGUCGUAUGUACUAGCGCGGUCACUUGAUCAAAGACCUCACGCAGCUUGGCCGGGACCUCAAGGACGUUGUUCUCAUCGACGACACGGCCGAAGUCGCCGCCAAGCACCCGGCCAACGCCCUCAUUUGCUCCGAGUAUCGCGGGAGCAAAACCGACAUUGAGCUCUACAAGAUCACGAUGGCGCUCGAGCGACUCGCAUACGUCGAGGAUGUUCGCAAUCACUUGAAGCAUUUACCGUCCAUUCUGCGGACCAUGGAUGUGGCCAACCCCGUGGCCUAAAGCGCGUCACGACAAUGAUUGCUGCAUGUAGCAGAGGCAUGUUUAUGUAUCUCGUACUGCGUUUGAUCAAGACAUAUUACAUUUGAAAACCUUUAUUUUGAUAUUCCAAUGCAUCUUGCGCCGUAUUCUACUGCUGGUGGCGAAGCAGCCGCAA
This is a messenger RNA of Saprolegnia diclina VS20, 1397 nucleotides long. RefSeq lists its product as hypothetical. Gene Ontology annotation, molecular function: phosphoprotein phosphatase activity. NCBI's taxonomy places the organism in Eukaryota, Oomycota, Saprolegniomycetes, Saprolegniales, Saprolegniaceae. The record is from RefSeq and is a predicted model, not a curated record. Bases 98 to 979 code for a protein of 293 amino acids. The transcript has 7 exons.